Molecule: messenger RNA, 1827 nt
Organism: Moneuplotes crassus
Lineage: Eukaryota; Ciliophora; Spirotrichea; Euplotida; Euplotidae
Source: the annotation of a GenBank genome assembly
AUGAUUUUACCAAAAUUGGCCAAGACAACUGGAAUGAAACAUACGAGCAAACCAUCGAAAGGUAAUCUUAAUAUAAAUCAAUCUCUACCUUCAGAGUUCACCUUGAAAUUAUUCAAGAUUUCUGAGACUUUUCAAAAUUUCUUAAAAUUGGAUAGACUCCACAGAAAGCCGCUUGAACAGCGGAAAAAAUCAAAAUCUUCAAAAUCAACCUCAAACCCUCGAACUCAGCAAAGGUCGAAGAAAAGGAAGAACUGUGAGAAUGAGGAUCCUAAUUGCUUGCCUCCUACUUCAGCUAAACUAAAAUAUUUCAGCAAGAAGAAUAAAAGUAAAGAAGCUCCUAGACAUAAAGCGUCAACUAGCAAGACUGUGGAAGUUUUUCUAUUUGAAAAUAAAGAGCAGAAGAAGGAUAAAACUAAGAAAAAUGGUAGGCAAAUAUCCCCUGCAACGAAGACUCUCGAGACUAUGGUGAGGAAGUACCGUUAUAAGAAAGAUCCACAGUUUGCUUCAUUUAGUUAUAACGGAUACACACCUUCAUCUGUAAAUAAGCAUUCUUCCUCUAAGCCUCUGAUUAGUCUCCCUGUGUAUCAAAAAUACAUAAACAAGGUAAAGAAGGCAGAUAUGAGUUCAAAUUUAAAGGAUUUGCAUCGAAAGAUGCAUUCCUGAGUUUUGGAUUCUUUCAAUGAAAAGAAGCGGAAGUCCAACUCUAAGAGUAAAUCUCACCAGAAGAUUUCUUACAAAGCUAGUUCAUCAUUCAUAUUCCGGACAAAGUCUCCAUUGAGCAAGACCAAGACUUGAAAUGAAAAUUUUAUCAUGAAGAAUAAGAAGAAUUUAAAGAGCAUGAGUAAUACUGAUGAAUGCAAGAAGAAACAGAAAAACAAGAGGUUCAAGAGUACCCUGAGCAAGAAGUCUAUUGGGAGCAGUACUCAUAAAACCUCUGGAUACUCUACAUCAAAGAAUAAAGGUUCCCUUACAACUUCUUACCAGAAGUUUAGAGAGAACUCCUCUGUAAUUAAGUAUGGCAGCUUUGUGAGCACUGCCAAAGUCAGCCCAACUAGAGUGAAGUCUAUUGAAAGAGUUCCAAAGAAAUCUCAGAGGAAGCUAGAUAUGAACUCAAGGAAGCCUUCAUGCGGAAAGAGGAAAAAGUCUUGCUCCUCUAAAGCCCAGACUAAAGCUCAGGUUUCCAUAGCAAGUCACUAUAAAAAUAAAUCUUCAUACAGGAAGUUUACAAGAAAUCAAUUCACUAGCGAAGCUCUGGAUUCUGGAUAUGGAUCACUGAUUGAUAGUUAUACAGAGAUGUUGUCAAAGAGGAAAAAUUGUAAGAAGCCUAAUAAAAAGGAAGCCUCUCAGUCUUUCCAUGCUGGGCUUAAGAAGAAAUCUAAGCAUAAAAGGAGCUUCUUAGAGCCCAAUAUUCAAACAGUAACCAGGUUAUUAGGAAAAGAGACUUUUGAUUUUAAUGGCAUAAGCCUCAAUGGAUCUACAGAUGGUUAUAAAAAGGCUACAACUAAGAGAUUACACUGUCGGAGGAACACUACUCAGUGCACCAAGAAAAAUUCUGUAUCUAAACCCUCAAAACCUAAGAAGGCAACACCAUCUGUAAAGUGAUCUUUUCAUGAGAAUUACAUGACAGUCCACUCUGUUACUAGUAGUUGUAAGAAUAUGGCCAAGAAAGAUGCAAAUGCGGGCAAAUCAGAGGUCACAUCAAACGAGUCUACUCCUCGUAUUGGUGACGAAGAUGUGGUUGUUAAUACCAUUACUGGAGGAUACGGAGAAACGAUCAAGAACUCUUUCUGCAGCAAGAAUAUCAGCUUUAAAAAUAAAUUUAGAUAA